Messenger RNA from Musca vetustissima, 1675 nucleotides. It is a transcript of the gene MFS10, whose product is annotated as sialin. Bases 11 to 1675 code for a protein of 554 amino acids. The transcript has 2 exons. Gene Ontology annotation, biological process: transmembrane transport; monoatomic anion transport. Lineage: Eukaryota; Metazoa; Arthropoda; Insecta; Diptera; Muscidae. The record is from RefSeq and is a predicted model, not a curated record. Gene Ontology annotation, molecular function: transmembrane transporter activity.
UGGAAAUAUAAUGCUGCCAGAAACAGACUCAGAAGAAGAUGAUUUUGUAAAUAGCUAUGAUGCAGAUGCUCCACUGAUACGAGGAGGAGGCAGAGAUGAUUGUGAUUGUAUUAACACCCGCACGAUAUUCGGUUUAAUGGGCUUCUUGGGAUUUGCUGUUGUGUAUGCCAUGCGUGUGAAUUUAUCGGUGGCAAUUGUGGCCAUGGUCAAUCAAACAGCCAUACCGCAGGAAAACAAUAGUUCCAUUGUUGAGGACACCACCUGUCCCAUGGAGAUAAAACAAAAUAAAACCUCGCCUUCGAUAAGUGGUGAUUUCGUUUGGGACGAAGCCACCCAGGGAUUGGUGUUGGGUUCAUUCUUCUAUGGCUAUGUUUUAACACAAAUACCUGGUGGACGUAUGGCGGAGCUGAUUGGUGGCAAACUUAUUUAUGGAUAUGGUGUUCUGAUAACAGCCCUCUUUACUCUGCUUACUCCAAUUGCUGCCUAUUGGGAUUUGCCCAUGUUAAUUUUGGUGCGUAUUUUGGAGGGAAUGGGCGAAGGUGUUACCUACCCUGCAAUGCAUGUUAUGUUGGCCCAUUGGAUACCACCAAAUGAACGUAAUAAAUUCGCUGCAGUGGUCUAUGCAGGUUCCAAUAUUGGCACUGUGAUAUCGAUGCCAUUGACCGGAUGGCUUUGCUCUCUGAAAUUUGGUGGCGGCUGGCCAUUGGCUUUUUAUGUGUUUGGUAUACUGGGCAUAGUGUGGUUUGCGUUUUGGAUGUAUUUGGUCUACGACAAGCCAUCAAUGCAUCCGAGAAUUUCAACCAAAGAAAGAGAAUAUAUAGAAAGGUGUACAGGGUUAAUGGAAAAGGCGCCACAACAAAGGAGUCUGCGAGCCACAGAGAGCUGUAAUGAUGAUGACGAUGAUAAUUACCAAAUAUAUAUGUCUUCCAAUACAAGAACAACAACAACACCUAGCAUACCAUGGCGUUCCAUUAUGACUUCAGUACCGCUGUGGGCUAUUUUAAUUACCCAGUGUGGUCAAAGUUGGGCUUUUUACACCCAACUUACCGAAUUGCCUACAUAUAUGAAUAAUAUUUUACAUUUCGAAAUACAAUCGAAUGCUGUAUUAAAUAGUGUACCCUAUCUCACUUCAUGGUUGGUGGGUAUUGGCUGUUCAGCUGUGGCCGAUUGGAUGUUGGAACGUCGUUAUAUUAGCACUUUGAAUUCGUAUAAAUUUUGGAAUUCCAUUGCCUCCAUAAUACCCUCUUUGGGUAUGAUUGGUGUUGGCUAUGUUGGUUGUAGUUGGCAAUGGGUAACAUUUAUGUUGGCUGGUGUGGGCUCCUUUGCGGGGGCCAUUUAUCCCGGCAAUCAAAUGAAUCACAUUUCCCUAAGUCCAUCAUAUGCCGGAACAAUGUACGGCAUAACUAAUUCAGCUGCAAAUAUUUGUGGAUUCCUCGCACCUUAUGUGAUUGGUCUGAUUAUCAAUCACAAUGAGACCAUGUUGCAGUGGCGUAAGGUAUUCUGGUUGGCUGGGGGUUUAAAUAUUGCCGGCAACUUGAUAUAUCUGAUAUUUGCUAGUGCGGAUGAGCAAAGUUGGUCGCGACCAGAAAAUCAGCAAAUCGAAAACAAUCGUGAAGGAUCCCAAAGACGACGAAAUCGAAAAGAAUUAAAUAACGACAAUGAAAUUACAACUUAA